GCUGGUUCAUAUACAUGUGUUAACGUUAGCUUACAAGGGGUACAUUUACAUAAAUGGCUUUCCAGAUAUAUAACACUUAUGACAUCAUAUUAUUACUACUGUCAGCGGAAAUCAGAUCGUUUUUCAAAAGUUAGUGCUUGACUGCCACCUAUCGCCAAUGAAGAAAACAUCACUGCCCGCGAGUUGCAGAACUCCUUCAGCAUGGUUUUUACAGUCAACUGGGAUUCGGUUGACCUGAUAGUGGAACAACUGCAUCUGGAAAAAUGGGCAGUCAAGAAUGUAAUUACCAUGUUAGACGAAGACAAUACUAUACCAUUCAUUGCAAGGUAUAGAAAAGAACAGACAAACAACAUGUCUGUUGAUAAAUUGAGAGAGAUUUUGGCUCUUCAUCAAGACUUGAAGACUUUGAUAUCGAAAAUAAACAAUGUGUGCAAAAGCAUAGAAAAGCUUGGGAAAAUGAACCCACAACUGCAAGCUGCUUUCCAAAAUGCACAGAGCGCUGAAGAAGUGGAUCACUUGUAUGCCCCUUACAAGCCUGGCAGCAAAAGAUCACUAGCAGAAAGAGCUAGAGAGUUGGGAUUGGAGCCUCUGGCUAUGAAGGUUUUGCAGUCUCCAAACACUGUGGAUCUGAAUAUGUUUGUCAAAGCUGGACAGGAAGGUUUAUCAUCAGUUUCAGAAGUGGAGGAGGGCACAAAGCAUAUCAUUGCAGAUGUCAUUGCUAAGAAUAAGGAAACCAUGGAUAAAAUGAGAGACCUGUGCCAACAUGCAUAUAUUACGCUGGAAAGCACAAUGUCUAAAAGUCUAACAAAGAAAACAAAAUCCAAGGAGACUACCUCAACUGCUGCUGGAUCAGAAAAGAAUAUUGUCGAGAAGAAAAAUGAAAAGACGUCUAAGCAAGACAAAAAAGCAGAUGCACAAAAAUAUGAACAAUACUUUGAUUUCAAAGUGCCAGUCAAAUAUGCCAAGCCACAUCAGGUUUUAGCAAUGAAUCGAGGCGAGCACCAAAAGAUAUUGAGUGUGAAAGUCAACAUCCCAGAACAAGUAAAGCAAAGUUUCUGCCAAUACUGCCAGAGGAGAUGGAUUCCUCCUCAAGCCAGUGCACACCUCCGGAAACUCAUCUCUGAUGCUAUAGAGGAUGCAUACACAAGACUUAUUUCUCCACUCAUGUGUAGACACUACAGAUCUGAGUUGACCAAGAUGGCAGAAAAGGCUUCUGUUGAAGUAUUUGCCUCAAACCUGAAGAGACUUUUGCUCAUGCCACCUGUGAGAAACAGGGUGGUACUUGGUGUGGACCCAGGAUUUAAGAAUGGCUGUAAAUUGGCUGUUAUAUCCCAGACAGGUCAGAUUCUUGAAACUGGUGUUAGCUAUCUACAUGUAGGACGAGCUGCUGAAAAAGAGAGAGAGAAAAUAAAGGAGAUAUGCUUAAAGUACAGAUGUGAAACUGUAGCCAUAGGUAAUGGAACCGCUUGUAGGGAGACUGAAGCUGCAUUUUCAGACAUGAUUCAAAAGAGAUACUUUGCUCCUCUCAGUGUUAUGUACUGUAUAGUGAAUGAGGAUGGAGCUUCUAUCUACAGUGUAUCCAAAGAAGCUGAACAAGAAAUGCCAAAAUUAGAUCCAAAUGAAAGAAGUGCAGUGUCUAUAGCGAGGAGAUUACAAGACCCUUUGGUGGAGCUAGUAAAAAUUGAGCCGAAGCACAUUGGAGUUGGAAUGUACCAGCAUGAUGUAGCCGAUUCUCAGUUGAAAUCUAGUUUGGAUGGGGUCCUAGAAGAAUGUGUCAGUUUCGUGGGCAUUGAUCUCAAUAUUUGCACAGAAUCUCUACUAAAACGUGUGUCUGGCAUGAGUGCCCUCAAAGCUAAAAAAGUAAUAGAAUACAGAGAAAAGAAUGGGCCAUAUGUUAAUAGACAGCAGCUACUUGGUGUUAAGGGACUAGGGCCAAAGUCAUUUGAGCAGUGUGCUGGUUUUGUGAGGAUUACACCAAAUGUGAUUGGUGCCACAAAUACAAACCAUGUACAAGAGCCUAAGGAUGAAGUUGUUAGUAACAUUGCCAAAGGAACAAAAAGAAAAGCAGUUUCAAAGACAAGCACCAGUAAGAGACAGAAGAUGGAUGAGAAUCUUUCACCUAAUUGGCUUGAUAUGACAUGGAUCCAUCCAGAGUCUUAUGAUGUAACAAAUAGGCUUUUGAAGAAAAUUGGUAUAACAGCUAAUGAAAUUGGUCACCCUUCCAUGCAAAGAGCAGUGGACAAUUUUAUAUCUACCUCCAGUCUGGACAGUGUUGCAAAAGAUUUAAAUAUAGGAGCUCCUACCCUUGAUUUAAUAUUAAAUGGAUUAAAACAGCCCCUGGGACAGGAUAUCAGAGAUGAUUAUGAAAAGCCUCUUUUUAAGAAGGGUUUGACAUCAAUCAAUGAUUUGAAAAGUGGGACUUUUCUCACAGGCUGUGUUCAGAACACUACCCAUUUUGGUGCUUUUGUAGACAUAGGAGUUGGAAAAAGUGGUCUAAUACAUGUCAGCAAGAUGAGGCCACAGAACAUGAAAGGAAAACAGACAUUAGAGUUAGGAGACAAAGUUGAAGUUAAAGUAGUCAGUGUUGAUGUGAACAGAGGAAGGAUUGGACUAGAACUGAUAAAGUUGUAUUGACCAUUUUCUGCUAUAUUUACAUGUGCAUGUUUCAAUAGCAGGUGUUAAUUGUAUUUGAAACGUGCAACAUCUUGAUUUGGAUAACCUUUCCAGCGUAAUUUUGGUUGGACAUUUCACUUAUUUCAGUGGACCACUGCCCUUUAUCUAUCAAAUAAUAUACCAUUCAUUUGCUCAUAUUGUAUUUGAUAAAAUUACCUGUGCAUUUUACUUUGUACCAAACAGUGAACUCAAUGUUUAUGUCAGUUCUUCAUUAAUAUUUCUAAAAUAAGACUUGAAAAAAGUUUUUUUGUUAAUCAUUAUUUUGUAUUUAAUAAAGAAAUGUAUUGCACUGCCUGUAUUUGGACUAGAGUGUUUGGGCUAGAACCAUGGGACCUAUUGAAUACAAAGUUAGAUUAAUUAAUUACUGUUAUUGCAUACUUUCAAGCAUAUAUACAUAGUACUUACACUAGGCCGAAAAAGUUUGGAAACAUGAAUUUUUUUUCAAUAAUUUAAAAACUAUGUAAUGUAGUGGG
Molecule: messenger RNA, 3146 nt
Organism: Lingula anatina
Lineage: Eukaryota; Metazoa; Brachiopoda; Lingulata; Lingulida; Lingulidae
Product: S1 RNA-binding domain-containing protein 1
Biological process (GO): translation; nucleobase-containing compound metabolic process
Molecular function (GO): mRNA binding; structural constituent of ribosome
Source: RefSeq, a predicted model, not a curated record